This is a messenger RNA of Anastrepha obliqua, 1185 nucleotides long. RefSeq names its product integral membrane protein 2B. Bases 185 to 1126 code for a protein of 313 amino acids. Lineage: Eukaryota; Metazoa; Arthropoda; Insecta; Diptera; Tephritidae. The record is from RefSeq and is a predicted model, not a curated record. Gene Ontology annotation, biological process: negative regulation of amyloid precursor protein biosynthetic process. The transcript is spliced from 3 exons. Gene Ontology annotation, molecular function: amyloid-beta binding. Gene Ontology annotation, cellular component: extracellular exosome; plasma membrane; Golgi apparatus.
UUCCGUAUUCAUAUUUCCUUUGCAGAAUAGAGAACUUAAGACGCAAAAUUAUUUUGGGGAAUAGUGUUGGCAGGGAAACUAAAUUGGAUAAUUAAGAAAAUUGCAAAGCCAGAGAUUUCAAUAUAAAAUACAAAAUAAGCAUUUGAUAUUGAAAAUUAUUAAGUUGUUGUAAGUUGCUGAAGAGAUGACUAUUCUGACGAAGCCAUCGAAUGAAAAGAAGGCAGAGAAGGUUCCGCUACCAUUGGCUUUGGGCGGACAUGAUGAUGCAUCGUCAUUCCGUGGAGGUGUAGCACAUACAACCCUUUUGAGCACGGCUCCAUAUCACGGUGACGCGGAUGCUGAAUCUAUGGUUUUCAAUCGCCCGCCCGGAUCGUGCUUCAAAACACUGCUAUUAUUUCUUAUUGCGGUGGUAGUCAUGAUGAUGGGCCUACUUGGUGGCUACACCUUAUAUCGCGCAUACGCACCAACUGCUUCGAAUUUGCACUAUCGUGCUCUUUGUGACAUUCCAUACAUGCAAACUGGCAAUAUAAGUGUUCCACGCCUGUACGAACAAAACGAUGAACUAGACUGGCGUAAUUUGUUUUCGCGUCUCACAAAUUUUAACGGUUAUAAUGCUUUGGAUGAUGAUUACUUCCGCGAGGAAAUCGAGUUAGACAUGAGCGAUAAUGAGAGUUAUGCUAAGAUUGAUGUACCAGAUUUCAAGGAUGGGCGUCGUGGACGUUUUAUGCAUGACUUCAAGGAGAAUCAAUCUGCGAUAAUUGAUACCACGGCAAAUCGCUGUUUCAUUAUGCCACUGGAUCGUGACACCACCUUACCGCCAAAAAGUUUUCUCGAUUUGAUGCAAAAGAUGGGGUCGGGCUACUACAACAUCGACACUGAUCGCGUUCGUCGCAAGAUGCGUGUCGUUAUGCCGCCUAUUAAUGAUCUCUCCAUGAUAUCUGAGCGAAUUGCCAAUGAGUGCUAUGAAAUGAAAGUUUACAUGCUUGAGAAUUACGUCUCGGGAGUAUUCAAACGCGAAGCUAAACCUGUCGGAGAUUCGGGUAAAUUUGCUGAAUUCAUGGGUAAAGGAGUUGUCGAAUUCGAUUUGAUAAAUAUCGGCGACAUCGAGCAGUUCGAAAAAAAGUAGCAGUGAAAUCUUUUACUGUUGUUAAAUAUUCAAAAUUUAUAUUAAACUAUUUUAUUCAA